AUGGAGCAGGAGCCGUACAAUCACGGGUACUAUGGCCAUCCUGUCCCUUCUGCUGCCACCACAGUCAAUCCUACACCAAUCCGACCCGGAACACCAAACACAGACGGCAGUCGCAAUCCAUUCGGUGAGAACGACGGUGCUUCCUCACAUCGGCCUGGCAGAAACACGAACCCAUUUUCCAGUCCCAAUGGCUCAAGACCCGCUUCAAGCUUUGGCUCAUCCAGCGCUUUGGGACCUCGAUAUGAUGUCAACGCCCAGCGCUACUUUCAUUCUCGGCGCGUGAUGAAGGGUGAAGUAGAGAAACCCUGGUUGGAGAAGAAGGAUCCCAAAGAGAAAUGGGUCACUAUUAUGCCUAUCAUUGGCAUUUUCAUCGGCCUGGCCAUUUCUGGAUUUCUGGUGUGGGACGGCAUUCGCAAUGUUGUGCAUCACAAAUAUUGCAAUGUCCUGGAUGACAACUUUGACGGCGGCUUUAACACCAAUAUUUGGACCAAAGAAGUCCAGGUUGGAGGCUUUGGCAACGGCGAGUUCGAGGAGACAACUGCCGGCGACGAAAAUGUUUUCAUCCAAAAUGGCAACCUUGUCAUCAAAGCCACUCUCCAAGAUGCUGAGAAAGUUGAAAAAGACUACACCAUUAACCUGCUCAAGGACGGAACUUGCACCUCCAAAGAUUGGUAUAGCUGCGUAGCUGCCACCAACUUGACUGCCGGUAACUCGAGUAUCGUACCGCCGACCAAGUCUGGUCGUAUCAACACCAUGAAGGGCGCCAAAAUUAAGUACGGCCGUGUCGAGGUGACGGCCAAGCUUCCUGAAGGUGACUGGCUCUGGCCUGCCAUUUGGAUGAUGCCUGUCAAGGACACCUACGGCCCUUGGCCCGCGUCCGGAGAAAUUGACAUCAUGGAGUCUCGUGGCAACAACUGGACAUACGCCCAAGGCGGCAAUAACAUCAUGUCAUCGGCUCUCCACUGGGGUCCGGACCCCGCCAACGAUGCUUGGUGGAAAACAAACCACAAGCGGCAGGCGCUUCACACCACGUACAGCAGCGGGUUCAACACUUAUGGCCUUGAAUGGUCCCAAAAAUAUCUCUUCACCUACGUCAAUAGUCGUCUGCUCCAGGUUCUUUACACCAACUUUGACAAGCCUAUGUGGCAGCGUGGCGGUUUCCCUGAUGCGACUUCAAACGGGACCAAAUUGCAGAACAGCUGGGCGCAGACUGGGCGCAAGAACACACCUUUUGACCAAGAGUUCUAUCUCAUCAUCAACCUUGCUGUUGGUGGCACAAAUGGCUGGUUUGAAGAUGGAAAAUCUAAUAAGCCGUGGCUUGAUCGAUCACCCAAUGCACGAAAGGACUUCUGGGCUGAUAGAGAGAACUGGCAGGCAACCUGGAAGCAGCCUCAGCUUGAAGUCAGCCGUGUGUUGAUGCUUCAACAGUGCGACGGCGAUGAGGGAUUGUAG
Pochonia chlamydosporia 170 is the source of this 1452-nucleotide messenger RNA. Its product is annotated as glucan 1,3-beta-glucosidase. The record is from RefSeq and is a predicted model, not a curated record. Gene Ontology annotation, molecular function: hydrolase activity, hydrolyzing O-glycosyl compounds. Gene Ontology annotation, biological process: carbohydrate metabolic process. The transcript is spliced from 2 exons. Bases 1 to 1452 code for a protein of 483 amino acids. Lineage: Eukaryota; Fungi; Ascomycota; Sordariomycetes; Hypocreales; Clavicipitaceae.